UUGGGAACCCCCAGACAGACACCGCUGGCAACUCCUGCCACCGCUUCUUCCUUGUCACAGUCGCUGUUUCCAGAGGAUACAGAACAGGCUGCUUCAAACUAUAGCCGCGGUUUUUCACCAUGACGCAACUACCGUACGCCAUCGACGCCGAAACCCCGCUCAACCCGGCCGAGCUAGGGGUGCUCCGGGCGCAGUACGAGAAGGAAGGCGAGUUGGUGGGCGUGCAGACCAAGUUCAACUACGCAUGGGGCCUAGUAAAAUCCAACACGCGCUCCGACCAGCAUCUCGGCGUGAUGCUGCUCUCCGAGAUCUUCCGGACGUCGCCCGAGCGGCGGCGCGAGUGCCUCUACUACCUCGCGCUGGGCAACUACAAGCUGGGCAACUACGGUGAGGCGCGAAAAUACAACGACCUGCUGCUCGAGAAGGAGCCGGGCAACCUGCAGGCGACAAACCUGCGGUCGCUCAUCGACGACAAGGUGGCCAAGGAAGGGCUCAUGGGCGUGGCCAUCGUCAGCGGGGUGGCGGUCGUGGCGGGUAUCGUGGGCGGCGUGCUGCUGAGGAACUUCGGCCGGAAGCGAUGAUGCUACUUCUCCGUCGGGGCCCGCAUGACAGGUGGCGUGGGCUCUAUAGAGGUGGCUGGCGGACAGAGCAUAUUCCGGGUGUACUGUACGCAGGCGAGGCAUUGUACGGGUACGGAAAGGAGGCGCGGGCAUCACGGUUCUUUCCUGGCGUGGUUCUUUGCUUGAAUAAGGGCGCAGGGAGCGGGAGCACUAUACCUCUCAACGAUAUCAUUAUCCUACCUAAUCAUCGCUAUUACGGCUGUGUCGGUCUCACAGGCGCUAUUUCGCGGUUGAUUGAACGCCUUAAUUGACUCGGUGG
This is a messenger RNA of Thermothielavioides terrestris NRRL 8126, 879 nucleotides long. RefSeq lists its product as uncharacterized. Gene Ontology annotation, molecular function: protein binding. The record is from RefSeq and is a predicted model, not a curated record. Gene Ontology annotation, biological process: peroxisome fission; mitochondrial fission; autophagy of mitochondrion. The transcript is spliced from 4 exons. The coding region runs from base 120 to 581 and encodes 153 amino acids. NCBI's taxonomy places the organism in Eukaryota, Fungi, Ascomycota, Sordariomycetes, Sordariales, Chaetomiaceae. Gene Ontology annotation, cellular component: peroxisomal membrane; mitochondrial outer membrane.